GCCCUUGUAACGCGUUUUGUUCUUUGUUUUGUCUCAGCCCCAUGAUGAUAAUCACACAGAAGAUCACCAGCCUGGCCUUUGAGGUUCGCGACGGGAUGUUCCGGAAGGACGAGGAGCUGACUCCGUCGCAGAGGGACCUGGCGGUCAGGCGCAUGCCCAGCCUCCUGGAGUACCUGAGCUACAACUGCAACUUCAUGGGCAUCCUGGCCGGCCCGCUCUGCUCCUACAAGGACUACAUCUCCUUCAUCGAGGGCCGCGCCCACCGGACGCCGCGGGCGGGCGAGGACGGCGGGGCGGGGCCUCCCGGCCCGGGCGCGGAGCCGUCCCCGAACGCGGCCGUGGUGCAGAAGCUGGCGGUGUGCGGCCUCUCGCUGCUGGCCCACCUGACCGUCUCGAACGCGCUGCCCGUGGAGCACAACAUCGACGAGCACUUCCGAGCCACGGCCUCGUGGCCGGCCAAGGCCCUGUACCUGUACGUCUCGCUCCUGGCGGCCAGGCCCAAGUACUACUUCGCGUGGACGCUGGCCGACGCCAUCAACAACGCGGCCGGCUUCGGGUUCCGGGGCUUCGACGGGCACGGGGCGGCCCGCUGGGACCUGGUCUCCAACCUGCGGAUUCGGCAGAUAGAGGGGUCCACGAGCUUCAAGAUGUUUCUGGACAACUGGAACAUCCAGACGGCUCUCUGGCUCAAAAGGGUGUGCUACGAACGGACCACGUGGAACCCCACCGUCCAGACCUUCGUGCUGUCCGCCGUCUGGCACGGCGUGUACCCCGGCUACUACCUGACCUUCCUCACCGCGGUGCUGGUGACGCUGGCAGCGAGAGCCGUGCGGAGUAACCUCAGGCACCACUUCCUGGCGCCUCCGCCGCUGAAGCUGCUGUAUGACGCCCUCACCUGGGCGGCCACCCAGCUGGCCGUGAGCUACACGGUGGCGCCCUUCGUGCUGCUGUCCGUGCGGCCCUCCUUCGCCUUCUACAGCUCCUGGUACUUCUGCCUUCACGUCGCCUGCAUCCUGGUCCUGCUGCUGCUCCCCGUGAAAAAGACUCAGAGGGGGCGGGAGCCCCCCGGACACAGGCCGCUGGCGCGGUCCACCAAGCUCGACGAGAGCUCCUCGGGACAGAACAGCUUUCCCACGGCAAACCACCUGUGCAGCCAGGGCCCGGCCGGCGCCGACAGACACCUGUCGGGAAAGGAGUGACGGGAAGCCCUCGAGGGCUGCUGUGUGUGUUGACAGCCGCCGGCCGACCGUAGCACCUCCUCCGGGGGUUUGGGUUCGUUGGAAAAGAGAGUGGAGCUGGGGGCGGGGGUGGGGGAAUCGGACGGCGGCUGGUAGGGAGUUCCUGGUGUCCUCGGUUGGAAUGGGGUGAUCGUCCCCCUCCCUUGCCAUGUUCCCGGGGGCCACGCCUUGUCGAAGGUAUUCCAGGGUCUCCAUGGGCGCCCCGGGCCUCCGCGGGGAUCCGGGGGCCGGCGGGGCGCCCAGUGGCUGAAUGGACGUGUGCAGCCCAGGGCGGCGGCCAGGCGGGGGAAUCGUGGGUCCGUGCGGACGACGGAGAGAAAUUAGCUUUCCCAAAUGAAUGUCUUGCCUUAAACCCUCUCUUUCCUAAGAUGUCUUUCCUCAAUGGUCUUUUCAACUGUCACCUUGUGAGAACUCGAUCUCGAUACUGGAUGUGCAAUGAACUGUGAAGGGAUUCUGGGGAAAUUCGGAACAGGAGCUGAAGAUGGUGGAUAUUUAAAAAAAAAAACAACAAAAAAACCGCAAUAAACGCCUCGGUGUUUGAA
Molecule: messenger RNA, 1780 nt
Organism: Pipistrellus kuhlii (Kuhl's pipistrelle)
Lineage: Eukaryota; Metazoa; Chordata; Mammalia; Chiroptera; Vespertilionidae
Gene: MBOAT2
Product: membrane bound O-acyltransferase domain containing 2
Exons: 9
Coding region: 42-1199 (385 amino acids)
Biological process (GO): lipid modification
Cellular component (GO): membrane
Molecular function (GO): acyltransferase activity
Source: RefSeq, a predicted model, not a curated record